Callorhinchus milii (elephant shark) is the source of this 980-nucleotide messenger RNA. RefSeq names its product reprimo-like protein. The transcript has a single exon. The record is from RefSeq and is a predicted model, not a curated record. The coding region runs from base 257 to 586 and encodes 109 amino acids. NCBI's taxonomy places the organism in Eukaryota, Metazoa, Chordata, Chondrichthyes, Chimaeriformes, Callorhinchidae.
GAGAGAGAGAGCAUCACCUGUUGGGAUGUGAGUGCAGAUCUCGACUGAAUCAUGAAAUCUUCACCUCUGUGAAGAAUGUGACUCCACCAACACUCGAACUGAGAGAAACAUCAUCCAUCGCCUUUUGUUGAAUUCUUCCAAUUUAUCUGAAGGGGUAAAAUUCCUUAAUACUUCACAGGGGAUUUCUGUUCUGUUGGGAUUUUUUGUUUGGUUUGUUUGUUUGUUUGUUUGUUGGGGUUGGGACUUUGGGAAGAAGAUGAAUUCUACUUUCUUCAACCAGACUAUGAUGGACGAAGGUCUUUACGCCAGCAGGAGCCCCGACCUGGGGAUGGUGUUGGGUUGCUGUAACCAAACUGCCUCUGUGGUGUCUGAUGGCUCUCUGAACACGAGCCAAGACGAACAGAAACUCUUCAUCAUGCGGGUGGUGCAGAUCGCGGUGCUCUGCGUCCUCUCCCUGACUGUCAUCUUUGGCAUCUUCUUCUUGGGCUGCAACCUCAUGAUCAAGUCUGAGAGCAUGAUCAACUUCCUGGUCAAGGACAGGAGACCCUCUAAGGACGUGGAGGCUGUGAUUGUGGGCUUGUAUUAGGCGGGGAACACGCUCUCUUCUCCCGACCCACCAUUGCCCGUCCACAAGACGCUUUGUACCUUCUCUUGGCGGCAUCAGGGGACCCCCCCCACCACCCCCACCUCCCAGCUGCCCAGCCCCUCAUCCCCAAGUUGGGAGCCACUCAUCUCCAGGGGGCUUUGGGGGCUGUUAUUACCGCUUGUCCAACCGCCGAGGAGGAGGAGGAGGAGGAGAAGGAAGAGAGAAACGACUGGAAGAGGGAAGAGAGACAGAGAGAGAGAGAGAGAGGAAGUGUGUGAGAAAAAGUUCCUAGAAUUGGGAAUGGAAUGGGAUGGGAUGGGAGGCUGUUGGGACGGAGUCUAUAUUGGCGGGUUGACUUGAACUGAACUUGUUGCCCUUUGCAUGCGAGUGAGAG